Messenger RNA from Dentiscutata heterogama, 535 nucleotides. NCBI's taxonomy places the organism in Eukaryota, Fungi, Glomeromycota, Glomeromycetes, Diversisporales, Gigasporaceae. The record is from the annotation of a GenBank genome assembly.
AACUCAAAAAUUAAAACCUUCAGAUCCAAAGCAUGCCAUAAAUCGGAAAGCUAGUUAUAAAGCUCUUGAAGAACUUUAUACUUCUGGCAAAAUUCGAGCUAUUGGAGUAAGCAAUUACACUCACCGUCAUUUAACAGAUUUAUUAUCUUAUUGUACAGUUAUUCCUGCAGUUUUACAAGUUGAAUUACAUCCAUUAUAUUAUCAAAAAGAAUUAAUUGAUCUAUGUCGAGAACAUAAAAUUCAAAUUCAAGCUUAUUCAAGUUUAGGAGAAGGUAAAUUAGUUAGUGGAGAAAUUGAAAUACCAUUAAUUAAAGACAUUGCAAAGAAAAAUAAGGUUAGCGAAGCACAGAUUUUGUUGAGAUGGGCAUAUCAACAUGGAUUUAUUGUUAUACCUAAAUCUGUUAAAGCGGAAAGAAUUAAAGAAAAUAGAAAUAUUUUUAACUUUGAGCUAUCAAAUGAGGAUAUGGAAGCUUUGGAUUCCCUCGGAAAAUCACAAACAACUAAAUUUUGUUGGGAUCCUACUGAUAUAUAUUGA